AUGACGGACGAUCUGAACAAACAUGUGACUCUACCAUCUGAGGACUACUAUUGUCGGCGUUUUCUGCCUAACACCUUUGACCCCUCUCGCUGUGGCGCCUGUCUGCGGCCAAAUCAUAUGCACCUUGGCAACAAUACUGCACAACCUGAUUCUUCACAAGAGUGGACUUCUAGUGAUGAUGAUCAUGUACUCUCUGAGGUGACCUCAAGCGCCAGCAGUGAUGACAUUAGAGGUAGUUGGACCUACGAGUGGAGUCUUGUUCACAGUGUGAGCCCUGAGUGGGAACUUGAUAGCUGUGACGCUGACAUACAAUCCAGCUCCGCAAAUAAUUCGGACAUUCAACAGAGGAGAAGAUCCCUCAGUGUAGAGAGGAACUGUGUGGACCAAGAAGAUAUGACCCGGAUGGAUCCUUCUCUCGUUUGCAGUACUCGAAGCCCCUGGAUGGAUGAGAGGAGAGGUAGAGACCGAUCCCGCAGAGGGUCAGAAUCCAGGGGAGUCAAGGAACAAGAGAGUGGAUACUUCUCACCAGACAGAAGGACUGAUGGUGAUCAGACAGAGGACAGCAGCAAAAGGGCUUAUCGUUACUAUGAGAGGGGUCACCCGCUCCCUAACAACUAUGUCCCUGAGCCCAAAGCUUCUGUCCCAUACAGGAACGUCAAUCUUGGUGUUCCAUCCCAACGGAGAAACCAAGAAACCUACAUGCAAGAUUCUUGGAGAAGUGAAUCGCCUCAGAGAUACACUUAUCACUCCAAUUUUAGGAGGGGGGCUGACUCAUUGAGGAAUUCUCCGACACGCCACAGUUCAGCGAGCCCAGACAGAUACAGAAGAUCAGACAACCGAAUGCGCUCUCUCUCUAGAAGUGGGACUCGAUGUAAUGCAGCAUCUCAGCAUACAUCCGGCAGGUCCAGUCCAUCUCGUAGACAGGGUUCCUUUGCCUCACGGGCUGCAUCACCAUCCAGACUGACACCUUCUCAUCAGUGCUUUUUCCAGAACGAAGGAUAUGAAUCACAAAGAGGAUGCAGUCGUGAGUCCAGGCGCCCGUCACAGACUUCCAACAAACAUAGUUUAGACUCCGAGAGGCUCUACAGGAAUCUGGAGUCUAUCUCCCGCCGUGCCUCCUCCUCAACAUUUUAUCAAAACACAAACAAGGGAUCCCAAAGAACUCCUCAGUCAAGGGAAGCAUCCCCAUGCAGAAAUGGCUCACACAGCCGCACAUCACAGAGGGAGCUAUCCUCCAGAGACAGCAGACACAGCGUUUCCCCAGGUUCCUGGAAGGGAUCAUCGCAGUCUGUGCUCAGCAUCCCCGUCUCCUGUGGGUCCUCCACUUCAAAACAAGGUGUGUGCUCUCAGGAGUCAGCUGUAUCGCCGCUCCAUGCUGCAAUAGUGGAAACGGAUAAGGGCGCUGAUGAGACUAUUACGCUCAGCGGCGACAGAAGCAGGAGUAGCGUGAGGCGAGGCAUGGAGGCCUUGUUGCUGUCUGAGCCUAAGAGGACUGCACAAGAAUUGGAGGCGGCGAUGACAAUGGAAGACUACAUAGUUCUGGCUGACAUUCCAACAAUCCAGCUGGAGUCAGAGGAAGAGUAUCCUGGGCUUAGAAGAAGGAACCAGAGUCCCAGUCCUUGUAGGGACCAAAGGAUACGGACUCAAAGCCGUCAAGAUCAGUCAGACUUCUACAACUGGAAGUUUGAGUCGGACGAGAGGGGCCGAGGCAGAGAGCGAGGGAGAGACAGGAGAGAGAAGGACUCAGAAAAUGGACGACUUUCUCAAAGGCAGUCGACAGCAUCGCUUAAUUUGCAGAACCCGGAGAAGCAAAGGGAGGCGCCUGCAACGGCAAAGGAGCGAGCGCCUCCUGGCAGUCCACUGACACAGGGGUGGAUGUCUCUACUGGAUGAAAACGGACAGUGGAGGAAAUAUUGGUUUGUCCUGAGUGAUGCAUCGCUGAAGUAUUACAGGAACACCAAAGCUGAGGAGUCGGAUGAUGUAGAAGGAGAGAUCGGCCUUUCCUCGUGUGUCAGCGUGUCAAACUGUGACGUGGAGAACAACUACGGCCUCCAGAUUGAAACAAAGAGGGCAGUGUUCACUCUCUUUGCAGUAACCUCUAGGUUGCGGCAGAACUGGGUGACGUUACUGAAGCAGGCCAUCCAGAACAACAUAAACCAAUCAGACAGCAGUAGCGAGAAAGGGAACCCCAUCUCCUGCGGACUGUCGUCAUGCCAACCAGCUGCUCGCUUCACCUGCCCCGACUUUGAGCCAACACAUUCCCACACCACAGCAACCUACUCCCACCAGGCCAAUGGCCCACAUCAACUUACUGACGUGAAAGUGCAUGCAAACGUGUUCUCGGACCUUCACAAAGAAGAAGAUUUGGACUGUGACUGGGCAAAGCGACUGGAGGAGAGGAACAAGUGGUUUGAAGACGGCGUCCCUUUCACAGAAAUGGGCAGCCGGUGGGACGACAUGCAGCUGAAGAGGGGGAGUGUACCUGUGCCAAUCCUUGACACCAUGGACUCAGCGGUAAGCAGGAAGUGGACGGAAUUGGAAAGGCUGUCAUCGAGGGGCAUGACUGCACAAUCGCUCAUUGGAGCCCAGGCAUAUCAAACAAUCACACCCUAUUCCAAUGAGCCUCCGGUUGAUUCUCAGACAUGCGAAUCGAGCCCUGCUAGAGAAGAAGCGAUUGUCACCAGUUUACCAUCAGACACAUCCUGCUCUAAGGAGGCUUCCCAAUCUAUGAAUGGGUUGCACAUUGUUCAAACAAACACAGCUGAAGCCCUACAAAAGGAGGCCCAGUCCCUUCGAAAACAAGUAGAGAGCAUUAAGAAAGAGCGUGCCAACAUGGCGAUAAAGGUUGACAGCCCGUGUGGACCCACGGCCCCCUGCAGGGCUAUGCUUGAAGCUAUGGAAGCAGCCCAUCAGAAAGAACUACAGGAGCUGCAGGAGAAACAUGAGAAGGAGAUCAGCGAGCUGGAAAGACAAAGACAAAGGAUGCUAGAGGAGGAGCGACAAGCUUCUACUAAAGCAUUGGAGGCACUGAGCGCAGCCCACAGUGAGGAGCUGGAGGCCAGGAGGCUGGAGGAGGCACACAUGGAGACAUCUUACAGAGUGCCCCAGGACGACAUGUGGCGCAGCGAGUUGGAUGUGCUGUCUGAACGAUACUCUCAAAAAUGCCUGGAACUGAGCCGCACUGAGGAGAACAAACGAAGUAGAGAAGCAGAGCUUGGAUGCAAAGUGAGAGAAAUGGAGCAGCUCAAGCUAGAGAACCAGGAGCUUAAAGACAAGCUGGCAGAAGAGAUUAGCCGCAUGCGUUAUUUCAUCACAGGGCAGAGGCCAGACGUGGUGUCCCUUGGCAACGCUGCAUUAGAAGUUGAGGGAGCCAAGAACAACAAGGCUUAAAGUUUGUCAAGCAAAGUGAAAUGAAGGUUUCGGCAGCUCGAGAUGGUUUCUCUCCAUGAGCACUUGAGACUGGUCAACGCAGCACUACAGAGGAAGAGUGAUGGAAGCAACAAAUGAGAAAAAAAAAUGUCAAAGGCCCCUUUAGACGCAUUUUAUUGACUCACUUUGAGUUGACAACAUGCAAAUAAGAGUGAGGUGUUUUCAUUAUGCAAGCCUCACUUGAUAUGGAUUUGUUAAAAUAUGUUUUGUUGAUAUAGAUAAAUGGCAUAAGACAGAGGUAGGAGAUAUGCAAAUCUGGGGAUAUCUGGAAUAUCUGGAAGCACAAACACCUCAUUCCUCCUUUGACCAUCUGAUAUUCAACUCAACAAUAAACUCUAUAUAUGGAAAUA
Doryrhamphus excisus (bluestripe pipefish) is the source of this 3779-nucleotide messenger RNA. RefSeq lists its product as uncharacterized. Gene Ontology annotation, biological process: positive regulation of substrate adhesion-dependent cell spreading. Lineage: Eukaryota; Metazoa; Chordata; Actinopteri; Syngnathiformes; Syngnathidae. Gene Ontology annotation, molecular function: actin filament binding. Gene Ontology annotation, cellular component: actin cytoskeleton. The record is from RefSeq and is a predicted model, not a curated record.